Molecule: messenger RNA, 2842 nt
Organism: Sesamum indicum (sesame)
Lineage: Eukaryota; Viridiplantae; Streptophyta; Magnoliopsida; Lamiales; Pedaliaceae
Product: cell division cycle protein 48 homolog
Biological process (GO): retrograde protein transport, ER to cytosol; mitotic spindle disassembly; autophagosome maturation
Cellular component (GO): cytosol; nucleus; VCP-NPL4-UFD1 AAA ATPase complex
Molecular function (GO): ATP binding; polyubiquitin modification-dependent protein binding; ATP hydrolysis activity
Source: RefSeq, a predicted model, not a curated record
GUCGCAUAUAGAUACAACAAACCCUCUCCAUCUUCCACAUUCUUCAUCAAUCUCACUACCCGUUUCUUCGUCCACUCCAAGAAACAUCAGUUUAUUCUCUAAUCAUCCGAUCUCAGAUCGCCGACAACAAUGAGUCAUCAAGCUGAGUCGUCUGAUUCGAAAAGUGGCAAGAAGGACUUUUCGACGGCAAUCUUGGAGAGGAAGAAGGCUGCAAAUCGCCUGAUUGUGGAUGAGGCGGUCAACGACGAUAAUUCCGUUGUUUCCCUCCACCCUGCUACCAUGGAGAAGCUCCAGCUUUUCCGUGGAGACACUAUCUUGAUUAAGGGGAAGAAAAGAAAGGAUACAGUUUGCAUUGCGCUUGCUGAUGAUACCUGUGAAGAACCAAAGAUUAGGAUGAACAAGGUUGUCAGGACUAAUUUGAGGGUUCGCCUUGGGGACGUUGUAUCUGUGCACCAGUGUCCAGAUGUGAAAUAUGGAAAGCGUGUCCACAUAUUGCCCUUGGAUGAUACAAUAGAAGGUCUUACUGGGGAUCUUUUUGAUGCGUACCUGAAACCUUACUUUCUGGAAGCAUAUCGCCCAGUGAGGAAAGGGGAUCAUUUUCUUGUGAGAGGGGGAAUGAGAAGUGUGGAAUUUAAAGUCAUUGAGACUGACCCAGGGGAAUAUUGUGUUGUUGCCCCGGAUACUGAGAUCUUCUGUGAAGGGGAGCCUGUGAGAAGAGAGGAUGAGGAUAGGCUGGAUGAGGUUGGCUAUGAUGAUGUAGGUGGUGUUAGAAAGCAGAUGGCUCAAAUCCGUGAAUUGGUGGAGUUGCCUCUGAGACACCCUCAGCUUUUCAAAUCUAUUGGUGUGAAACCACCAAAGGGAAUUUUGCUUUAUGGACCACCAGGUUCUGGAAAGACCUUGAUUGCUAGAGCUGUUGCUAAUGAAACUGGUGCUUUCUUCUUUUUGAUUAAUGGGCCGGAAAUUAUGUCCAAAUUGGCUGGAGAGAGUGAGAGCAAUCUGAGGAAGGCUUUUGAGGAGGCUGAGAAGAAUGCCCCAUCUAUUAUUUUUAUUGAUGAAAUUGAUUCAAUAGCACCUAAGAGAGAGAAGACACAUGGUGAAGUUGAGAGGAGGAUUGUUUCUCAGCUGUUGACUCUCAUGGAUGGGUUGAAGUCCCGUGCCCAUGUCAUUGUUAUGGGAGCAACUAAUCGUCCAAACAGCAUUGACCCAGCUCUUAGAAGGUUUGGCAGGUUUGACAGGGAGAUAGACAUUGGUGUUCCUGAUGAAGUUGGACGCCUUGAAGUUCUUCGGAUUCAUACCAAGAACAUGAAACUUUCUGAUGAUGUAGAUUUAGAAAGAAUAGCAAAAGAUACCCAUGGUUAUGUUGGUGCUGACCUUGCUGCUCUCUGCACAGAAGCUGCGCUGCAGUGCAUCAGAGAGAAAAUGGAUGUUAUUGAUUUAGAAGAUGAUACAAUUGAUGCUGAGAUACUAAACUCCAUGGCUGUUACAAAUGAGCACUUCCAUACUGCUCUUGGAACAAGCAAUCCUUCUGCUUUACGGGAGACAGUUGUUGAAGUGCCGAAUGUCUCCUGGGAAGAUAUUGGAGGGCUUGAAAAUGUCAAGAGGGAGCUUCAGGAGACUGUUCAAUAUCCCGUGGAACAUCCAGAGAAAUUCGAGAAAUUUGGUAUGUCACCUUCAAAGGGUGUUCUUUUCUAUGGUCCUCCUGGAUGUGGGAAGACUUUACUGGCCAAGGCAAUUGCAAAUGAAUGCCAAGCCAAUUUCAUCAGUGUUAAAGGACCUGAACUGCUCACAAUGUGGUUUGGAGAGAGUGAAGCUAAUGUUCGUGAAAUAUUUGACAAGGCUAGACAGUCUGCUCCAUGUGUCCUCUUCUUUGACGAGCUUGACUCUAUUGCUACUCAGAGAGGAAGCAGUGUUGGAGAUGCUGGUGGUGCAGCUGACCGGGUGCUUAAUCAACUUCUCACUGAAAUGGAUGGCAUGAAUGCUAAAAAGACUGUUUUCAUAAUUGGAGCUACAAACAGACCUGACAUUAUCGAUCCAGCACUUCUACGUCCAGGUCGUCUUGAUCAGUUAAUAUAUAUCCCUCUGCCAGAUGAGGACUCACGCCAUCAGAUCUUCAAAGCCUGCCUUCGAAAAUCACCACUUUCCAAAGAUGUUGAUCUGCGAGCCCUUGCUAAGUAUACUCAGGGAUUCAGUGGAGCUGAUAUAACGGAAAUAUGUCAGAGGGCUUGCAAAUAUGCCAUAAGAGAGACCAUUGAGAAAGACAUUGAAAGAGAGAGGAGAAGAAGGGAGAAUCCUGAUUCCAUGGAUGAGGACCUCGAGGAUGAAGUUUCAGAAAUCAAGCCUGCACAUUUCGAGGAGUCCAUGAAAUAUGCUCGUAGAAGUGUGAGUGAUGCUGACAUACGGAAGUACCAGGCAUUUGCCCAGACCUUGCAACAGUCGCGGGGAUUUGGAACUGAAUUUCGUUUCACUGAACCAGCAGCCGGGCAAUCUGGAUCCGACCCAUUUGCAACCUCUGCUGGUGGAGCUGAUGAAGAUGAUCUGUAUAGUUAGAUGUUGCCAGGAGUUCUGGAUAUUACUGUGCACUAUCCGUUUAUGCACAAGCAGUCUCCAGAAUUGGUUGAUGACCCGUUGCUUAUAUUUCUCUCAACAACUCGUUUUUACUUUUGGCUUCCGGGAUUUGUGGGGCUGCUCAGUCGACUUAUACUUUCUUUUGCCUCCCAAAUGUCAACUAUUCUAGGUGCCUGUUUGACUAUAUUUAGAACUGAAAUGCUGUUUAAUUUACUGACUGAAAUGUCACCAUAUUCCAGCAUUCUUUACCUGAUAGUUCUGUCCGUGUUUAUUUUGU